Messenger RNA from Adineta ricciae, 1941 nucleotides. Lineage: Eukaryota; Metazoa; Rotifera; Eurotatoria; Adinetida; Adinetidae. The record is from the annotation of a GenBank genome assembly.
AUGUCACCACCAAAACAAGGUGCACAAAAUGGAAAUAUUUUAUCACCAACAGCAAAUAUGGACACUGUAUCGGUUCACAUUCAUCCACCCGAGAACAAUAAUCACAAAAUACAAAAAAUUAUCCUCCCACCACGGACAGAUGCCCCUAUUUACUACGGAAGAUCAUCAGAACGACCAUCACAAUUCCUAACUCGAGUGGAAGAAUACGCCGAAACCGUACAUAUGUGGUCAGAAGAUACAUUACUACGUGGUAUUUCACAAUUUUUAAAAGGUACAGCGCUCGAAUGGUACUGUCAACUUCGUAGCUGCCACUCGUUACCAAGAACUUGGUCCGAUUUCAAACAAACAUUUAUGGGACAAUUCAAUUCACCUCUUCGAAUGGCCCAACAAUGGCAACAAUGGAAACAAUGUAAACAACACUCAGAAGAGACGAUCAACGAAUUCAUGAUUCGAUUACGACCAUUAUGGAUUGAACACUUUCCACAAGAAACUGAAAAAGAUUUAAUCAAACACCUAUUCUGUAAAAUGCGCCCCGACGUAUUAAACUUAAUGGGAUGUCCAGGAAAUGCUUCGCUACAAGAAAUUCUACUUGAAGCACAACGCGUAGAAGAAAUUCUUUGCUACCGAGCAAAAGUCCACAACGAAGACAGCAAAUGGUCCCAAUUCAACCAUUACAAUAAUGACGUAAGUAUGAGCAAAAAUAACAACGACGGCAACAGAAUUAAUAAUUACUCCCAAAAUUAUCAACACUCACAAAACAACACAAACGCCUUAACGUCGUCGCAGCAAAACCAAAGAAAUCUACCAAAUCGUCAAAAAUCUUGGUGUCAACACUGUGGUAAAUCAAACCAUAAUUCUUGCGAAUGUUGGUAUCAGAAUGGAAACAAUACGAAUAACCACAGUACUAAUUAUGACACCAAUGCUGAUAACAACAGCAACAACUCAACGUCAGUUUCAAAAAAACGAGUAAGGAGUCUUGGUCAGAUGGGAAGACCAGACUCCGCAAAAAGAGCCCCGUAUCGAACCCGUCUCAAAACUAAAGUUUAUUCUAUUCAGUCUCAAAAUGUGAACUCUUUAAUAAUUCAGGGAAUCAUAGGAGAUGUACCAACUCCUAUGCUCAUAGACACUGGCUCGUCAAUGACACUGAUCAACUCAUACCUACUAUCAAAGCUCAGCCCAGGCCUAAUCAAACUUCUCCAACCGCCACCACAAAUUCAUUUACAAUUAGCUGACGGAUCACCCCUCUAUAUCAAACACAUAUUACAACUUUCUAUCACAAUCGAUAACGUUACACAACAAUACUCGACUUACAUAGUUCCACGUUUAGGACGGAACUGCAUUAUCGGAAACAACUUCAUCAAGGACACAAAGCUACACAUAGACGGUGGAAAUCAAUGCGUAUAUUAUGCAACACAUGAGAUUAAGAAAACAAAUAAUCCACCAAACAAUACCGAAUCAAAAGAAAUAACGGACUCAACGAAACUAAGACAUCGAAUACAAAUCAAAGAAAAUACACAACCGAUUAACGUAGGACCAUAUAGGUGCGCACCCGUGCGACGAAAAAUAAUAGAAGACAAUAUAGACGAAAUGCUAAAUGAAGGAAUCAUCCGACCAUCGAACAGAACUUGGGCUUCACCAAUAGUAUUAGCGCCAAAGAAGGACGGAACACUUCGAUUCUGCGUAGAUUACCGCAAAUUAAAUGCCGUCACUAUCAGAGAUGCUUAUCCAAUUCCCAGAAUCGACGAUACACUCGAUGCACUUGAAGAAGCACAAUUUAUCUCGACACUUGACCUUCGUUCAGGCUACUGGCAAGUACAAAUGGAACCGGCCAGUCAAGCAUUGACAGCAUUUAGUAGCAGAGACUGGAUACUGAGUACAAUACUUGGUACUUGUCGUACUUUUUACUUGGAAAACGACGAGUACACAGUACACUUCUGGUAA